Molecule: messenger RNA, 1440 nt
Organism: Rotaria socialis
Lineage: Eukaryota; Metazoa; Rotifera; Eurotatoria; Philodinida; Philodinidae
Source: the annotation of a GenBank genome assembly
AUGAGAAACAAAGUAGAAAAGGAAUCUGCGUUUUUCGAUCUCGAACGGAAUCCGAAUAAAAGUGAAGUAGAUUCCUUUGAAUCGCUCUACGAUGCCUUAAGAUAUGUUGGUUUAACAUCUGGUCUUCAUAUCAAUGAAACAGUAACAUUACCACCGUUGCAAUCAAAAUGGUCAUCAACAAUAAAUAUUCUUCCGCUUGGCUUAGGUUGUAUUGGCUUAGUUUUCAAUAUUCUUGCCUUAUUAAUAUUCUCAACAUCUAAAACAUUUCGAAAAACUUCAUUUCGUUUUUACAUCUAUGCAUUUGCACUUGUUAAUUGUGCAAGCGUUUUAACCCAUUCAUGGCUUUAUCUCAUAUUUUAUCUUGUUGAUCCAAAACAAUUCUGUAAAUUUUUACAAUAUUUUCAACAAUCAACAGCAACAACAUCCCUUUGGAUUAUGACUCUGUUAACGCUGGAACGUUCAUUGACAUUGUCAUUGCCAUAUACAGUUAAAAGAUUUUUACAAACUCGUACAACUUGUUUUAUGCUUAUAUUGGUAACAGUUCUAUGUUUUGCAUUGCAUAUCGAUGAAAUCAUAUCGGUUGAUGUCAAAGCAUUUCGUUGGGUUAAUUUUGCAUAUGGUAUUUGUUCAGUUAAAAGACAUUUUCAUUUACUAACGGAACGCAUUAAAAUAGUUACACAUGCGAAUUCUUUUAUGUUACCAUUUUUAUUUAAUUCAAUACUUGACAUUUAUAUAUGUUACAAAAUAUGUGAACGGCGUAAAAUUCUAUUAGCUCAAUCAUCAAUAGUGUCAACAACAAGCGUGUAUAAUAAAAGAAAAUAUCGACGAUUUAAAAAAUCUUUAGCGCAUGAAAUAACAUUAAGUUUGUUAUGUCAAUCACUUUGGUUGUUAUUCACUUAUUUUCCUACGCAUCUCUAUUAUUUUUUAAUAUCAUUUAAAGUAAUUAAUGAUCAUGAUCGUGAUAAUUCAACAUUUAAUUUUUUAACGAGACAAAAUCUACUCAUAUAUUUAGCGUUUUCACCAGCACUCUAUGUUAUAUUAAGUCCAACAUUACGUAACGAAAUUCAUUCCUAUUUAAGUCAAUUAUAUCGUCAACAUCGAUCAUUCAGUUUAUCCACUACUGCAAAUCCUCAAAAAAAGCUUCGAAGCGCUUCCUGCAAUAUAUAUCAUCAACAAAAACGAUAUUCCGAAAGAUUUUCACAAAUAAAUUCAACCUUUUCAAAGACGAAAUGUAAACACAUACGUGGUAAAUUCUUAUCUAAAUCAAUAGCCCUACCAUUUACAUUAAAAUAUGAAUCAAAAAGUGUACCAUGCUUAACUAUUUACAAUAAUCAACAGGACUAUGAUCAAGAUGGCAAGAUCGAACGGUCGAAUACCAGUGACGCAUUUAGGACUCGCCCCUCUCGUGAAAAAAUAACUGAAAAUUUCCACUUAUUGUAA